This is a messenger RNA of Vicia faba (fava bean), 837 nucleotides long. The record is from the annotation of a GenBank genome assembly. Lineage: Eukaryota; Viridiplantae; Streptophyta; Magnoliopsida; Fabales; Fabaceae.
AUGGAGCCAAGUAGUCACUUGAAUAAUCAUACCAUUUCAUGUAGAAAGGAUGGUAUUCCAGAUUCUAGUAGUUUUUUAAGUAACUCUGCAUUAUUUGGUAAUUACCGUGGCAAUUUGGGAAGGCAACAGAGAAAAAGUAAUUCCACCGUUCAAAGUAGUUCUUUUGGAAUAUUGAAGCGAACACUGAGCUCGAGGGUCCAGUCAACUUGGAAGUAUUCAGGUUCUUGUAAUAAUGUGCAUGAAAAGGUUGUGCCAUGCAUGUAUUCUCCAAGCCCUAGCUCCCCGGUAAAUGAUGUUCUUGUUAAACCAAGUGGCUCAAGUACUAUAUGUGUCCCUCAACUGGCUUCAAAUUCUGCAUUUAUUCUGGCCGUGACUUCUAUCUCAGUUGCUGAACCAUUUGUUGGGAGGACAAAUGCAAUUUCUUUCCAGCCUAGAUAUGUGAUCAGCAAUGCCUGCAGCAAGGAAAUUAUUUAUAAACAGAAGGGCACUGAUGUAACAUUUUAUCUAGGAAUAGGAGAACAUGCUCAUCUUCACUGGACUGAUACGAGCAGGGAGCUGCUUGUUUCAAUUUGUUAUAAUGAAACGGGAUGGCAGUGGUCUGGCAGCUUUUUACCAGAUCAUCUGGGUGAUACACAACUGAAAAUGAGAAACUUUGUUUUUGGCACUUCAAGCAUGAUACGAGUUGAAGUUCAAAAUGCUGACAUAUCAAUGGGAGAUGAAAAGAUAAUUGGAAACGUCAAGGGAAACUCAGGGACCAACUUGAUUCUCUUGUCUGAUGAUGAUACAGGAUAUAUGCCAUACAGAAUCGACAAUUUCUCGAAAGAGGUCUGUCUGUAG